CAGUUUCUUACUUCUACAAAUUCUGAUGCUAAACCUCGCAUCCCUGCGGAAACCCUAGCCUCGCCAAAACCCUAGUCUCGUUCCCCACACAAAACAGAAAUGGCCGCCGCAGCCCGCCCUCUGGUCACCGUCCAGAUCCUGGAGUCCGACAUGGCCACUGACGGCGCAGCCGGUAACACCGUGCCGUUGCCGGACGUUAUGAGGGCCUCAAUCCGUCCCGAUAUCGUCAAUUACGUCCACUCCAACAUCUCCAAGAACAGCCGCCAGCCCUACGCCGUGUCCAAGAAGGCUGGCCACCAGACCUCCGCCGAGUCCUGGGGUACUGGCCGCGCCGUGUCCCGUAUUCCCCGUGUCCCCGGUGGCGGUACUCACCGCGCCGGCCAGGGUGCCUUCGGCAACAUGUGCCGUGGUGGUCGCAUGUUCGCCCCGACCAAGAUCUGGCGCCGCUGGCACCGUAAGAUCAACGUGAAUCAGAAGCGCUACGCCCUGGUUUCCGCAAUCGCCGCCUCGGCUGUUCCUUCCCUCGUCAUGGCUCGCGGCCACCGCAUCGAGUCCGUCUCUGAGUUGCCGCUCGUCGUCAAUGACUCUUGCGAGGGCAUCGAGAAGACCUCUUCCGCUAUCAAAGCCCUCAAGCAGAUCGGCGCCUAUCCCGACGCCGAGAAGGCCAAGGAUAGCCAGGCCAUUCGCCCCGGCAAGGGAAAAAUGAGAAACCGUCGUUAUAUUUCUCGGAAAGGUCCUCUCAUCGUCUAUGGCACCGAGGGAUCUAAGCUUGUUAAGGCCUUCCGAAACAUUCCUGGAGUUGAGAUCGCUAACGUUGAACGCCUGAAUCUUCUGAAGCUGGCUCCCGGUGGUCACCUAGGCCGAUUCGUUAUCUGGACGAAAUCAGCUUUUGAAAAGUUGGAUUCAAUCUACGGUUCGUUUGACAAACCCUCGGAGAAGAAGAAGGGGUAUGUGCUGCCGAGGUCGAAGAUGGUGAACGCCGACUUGACCAGGAUUAUCAACUCGGAUGAGGUGCAGUCAGUCGUGAGGCCGAUCAAGAAGGAAGUGAAGAGGGCCCCCAUGAAGAAGAAUCCACUGAAGAACCUAAACACUAUGCUGAAGCUGAACCCGUAUGCCAAGACCGCAAGGAGGAUGUCUCUCUUGGCCGAGGCCCAGCGAGUCAAGGCCAAAAAGGAAAAGCUUGAUAAGAAGAGGAAGCAAAUUUCCAAGGAGGAGGCUAGUGCAAUCAAGGCUGCCGGAAAGGCAUGGUACCAGACGAUGAUCUCCGACAGCGAUUAUACGGAGUUUGAGAAUUUCUCGAAGUGGCUGGGAGUGUCGCAGUGAUUUGUUUGUGCCUUGUGAGUUUUAUCUUUUUUUUCUAUUUAUAUGGUUUUGGCUAAAUUGCUUUUGAUGUUGGUACCUGAGGAGGAAACGAGAUGGGAAGGAAAUUGCUGGACCAUUAGUUUCUUUACGCCUUCCUUAUGUAGUCGGCUGUUGUGUUUUAUUUUUUCUUCCCCAGUUUUGGUUGGUGUCAAAACUCAACACUACUCGCUUGCUAGUUGGACAUUUUUGGAUAUCUACAAUUCUAGUAUAGUUGCUAUUGUUCUUA
Diospyros lotus (date-plum) is the source of this 1588-nucleotide messenger RNA. Its product is annotated as 60S ribosomal protein L4-like. NCBI's taxonomy places the organism in Eukaryota, Viridiplantae, Streptophyta, Magnoliopsida, Ericales, Ebenaceae. Gene Ontology annotation, biological process: translation. Gene Ontology annotation, molecular function: structural constituent of ribosome; RNA binding. Gene Ontology annotation, cellular component: cytosolic large ribosomal subunit; ribosome. Bases 100 to 1323 code for a protein of 407 amino acids. The record is from RefSeq and is a predicted model, not a curated record. The transcript is spliced from 2 exons.